AUGAGUUCGCACGCGUGGCAGAAAAGCAAAAGGUGGAGUCUGGCAGGAAAGCUGUGGCCUGUUGCUAUCGCGGCUCUCAGCUCGCGAGGGCUUCGCCGACUGGUGCUAGCGGCUUCUGCCUUCAGUGACAUCCUAGAAGAUGCAGGCGAGACAGCCGCAGCCUACGGCGGACAUCCGCUUGCCCAACUUACUCCAGCAAGGAGGGGGCAAGUGCUGCAAGAUGUGGUGCAGUCUGUUCUGCGCAGAUGCUACCGAAGUGAAGUGGCAAUGCCACUGCCUAGGUUGAAUGCCCGUGGGGUUGCAUGUGGGUCACAUCAGGCAGAGUAUGACUUCAGUCUGAGUGGUAGGCGAGUCGAAUGCAAGAGCGCACAGCUCUACUGGUGCCGCGGCAAUGCCCGGUGGCAGGCACAGUUUCGCCACAUCAAGUUGCAUCGAAAUCAGUUCGACGACCUAUACCUUGCCUUGUAUACUCCCAGCGACCUCCUGAUCCUCCAGCACGACCUGUAUACCCUGGUGCACAGUCAGGGGAAGUUGGAUGUUGAACGAGGUGUCGGUAUUCGCGUCGGGGGUCCAAAGCACGAGAGAUCUUGGAGUGUAGCCGCCUGUCAUAUCAGGGAGCGCUUCUUGAAUCCACCCAGCAACUGUCGAUUUGUAGCCCGACUCGAUGCAAAUGGCCCUGAGAUCACCGAAGGCUUAUCAGGUGUGCGGGAAUCCUUUGCUUUGCAGCUUAGUCACCAUGCUUUUGACGGAACGCCGCUUCAACACGCUAGCCCCACGGUGCGAGGCUUGCGCGUUGAAGCCUUGGCUUUCGAAAUCGACAAGAUGUUAAACGCUCCGGCGCGCUUUCGCAGAAGCUUCAGUGAGAAGACAGCGGCUAGUUGCUUGAAGGGGCUGCCGGCAUCUAGUUGCGAUUGGCUCAGGAAUGAUAUCCGAGUCGAAGUGAAGCACAGCAGGCUCCAGUUCGACGAGUCUCGCGGACGUUGGCUAUGCAGCUUCAGCGGCCUCAAGACGGCUUCUGCAAUAUCUGGGGCAGCACAAAUGUUUGACGAGCUGUGGCUGGCAGUGUUUAGCCCCAUUGGAUUGCACUUCUUGAAAUGCAGCGGGAUGUUCGGGGCGACCUUGGCACGUAGGUCUGAAGGAACACGCUUCUACGUUCAUGGCCCGGCUCAUGAGCCCGAUGUACACUCAGCCUUGCAGCAUAUUCUCGACAAGAUGACGAAGGGCGGCUGUUGCCUCAUUGCGACUGUUCUUUUCGACCGACACUUCCCUUGA
Molecule: messenger RNA, 1272 nt
Organism: Symbiodinium sp. CCMP2456
Lineage: Eukaryota; Dinophyceae; Suessiales; Symbiodiniaceae
Source: the annotation of a GenBank genome assembly